GACGUCACCGCAACACGCGGACGACAUGUUCGCAACACGCGCCGUGACGUCACCGCAACACGCGAGGCGACUUGUUGGCAACACGCGCCGCGACGUCGCCGCAACACGCGAGGCGAUUUUUUUACCACACGAUCGCGUUGCCGUGACGUUAACGCGGCGUGCGCGAUGACGUCAACGCGACGCGGCGUGAUUGCCUCACGAGCCGCCCGCUUAUUUAAGGGGCCGCGUUGUGGUUUGCGCGCGCGAGCUCUCGCACCACAACGCGGGAAGGCGGCGGCGGCGGCGGUCUCUAGCGAGGGGGGUGCUGUUUGUAAGGGCCGCCUAACCUCCCGCGCAGGGGUGCAGCUCGUGAGCGAUAACUUUGCCGUGGUUACCGCUGGCCCGUCCCCCCUGCUCGUCGCGUGCUCCCCGCUGCUGUUUGUGCGCGCCCGGUCCGCGUGGACUAUUCGUGGGUGAGUGAGCGGUGAUCUCUACCAACGCAAGCCGUCCACCGCCAGCCAUGAGGCUGCUUCUCCGCACAACCACCUCUCUCCUCGCGGCUCCCAUCACUGGGUCUCCCGGCGGAGCUCAGCUGCACCGCGGCAGGAGCACGCGUGCCGCCCAUCGCCUGAGCCGCGAGCACGUGGACAGCAUCCUGCGCGCGAGCGAGUACAGCUACACGGUGCCCGAGUUCGACGGCAAGAACGUGAGCGUCGUCAUGGGCUUCGAGAGCAACCAGCUGCCGUCCAACUCGCCCAUCGAGGACCGGCGUGCGGCCGCCACGUGCCUGCAGUCGGGCGGAAUGCUGCUGGGCGUGUUUGACGGGCACGCUGGGCCCGCGUGCGCGCAGGCCCUAAGCGAGCGCCUCUUCUACUACGUGGCGAUGGCGCUGCUGCCGACGGCGACACUGCGGCACAUCGAAGACGCGGUGGAAGCGAGGCGCUCGGUGCCGCCCGUGCUGCUGUGGCACAAGCACCCGUACGACUACGUUAACCGCGAGAGCGCGGCGCUGUACUUCCAGAGCCUGCGUACCUACUGGCAGGAGCUGAUAGACCUGGACGACGGCACGCAGCCCGACGUGGCCGACGCGCUGGCGGGGGCGUUCGCGCGGCUCGACUCGGACCUGUCGCUGGAGGCCCAGGCGGGCACGCCCAGCCGCUGCCUGACCGCGCUGGCGCUGCGCUCGGCGUUCUCGGGCGCGACGGCGUGCGUGGCGCUCGUGUGCGACGGCGAGCUGCACGUGGCCAACGUGGGCGACAGCCGCGCCGUGCUGGGCCGCCGCGCCGGAGCCGGCUGGGAGGCGGUGCCGCUGUCGCGCGACCACUGUGCAGAGAACCCCGCGGAGGUGGCGCGCCUGCACGCCGAGCACCCGGAGAGCGAGCGGCGCACGGUGCUGCGGCAUGGCCGGCUGCUUGGCGCCCUCGCACCGCUUCGAGCUUUCGGCGACGUCAAGUUCAAGUGGAGCCAGGAGCUGCAGCGCCGCGUGCUGGAGUCGGGCGCCGACCUCGUCGAAGGCAUCGGGCACCGUGACUUCUUCCCGCAGGACUACCACUCCCCGCCGUACCUCAACGCCCGGCCCGAGGUGUCAAGGCAUCGGCUGGGCCCAGGCGACCGCUUCCUGGUGCUGGCGACGGACGGGCUGUGGGAGAUGCUGGACAUGGAUGACGUCGUGCGGACCGUCGGGGACUACCUGGAGGCUACAGAGGGCGGCGCCGUGGCGCAGAGGCACCAGCAGGAGCGGCGCGAGGGCGGCUCCGUCGUGCGUCUGGGCGAGAUGCACGGCCGCCUGCUGCUGCAGCAGCGUCAGCGGCAACGAGCGACGCCGGGUGGAGGGACGACGACGACGACGACGACGUCGCCGGACACCUCGCCGAGCGCCGACCGCAACGCGGCGACGGCGCUGGUGCGGCGUGCGGUGGGGCGCGACGAGUCGGGUCGCGUGUGCGAGGAGCGCGUCGCCGAAAUGCUGGGCCUGCCCGAGGAGCUGGCGCGCAUGUACCGCGACGACAUCACCGUCACCGUGGUCGUCUUCAACCCCAGCGUUUUAGACGGCGAGCACCGGUGAUGGCAGCUGCGACGAAGCGGAGGUGUGAUGACGGUGGUGGUGGUGGGAAGGCGAUGGCCGUGAUUUCGGGCUUGUGAUGGCAGUGAUGACGAAAGGGGUUGCUCAGAGCAGUUGGUGGUGGUGAUGAAUGUUGUAAUGACGAGGUGAUGAGUGAGGAGAGGGAGGAGAUGAUGAAAGGGGUGGUUGAUGGUUUUGGCAAUAGAGCAGUGAUGAAGUUAAAAUGGUGAUGGAGUGGAAGUGAUGGAUUGCAGGCGGUGAAGUAGAGGUGAUGAAACCAAUUGUGAGUCGGUGUGAGUUACACGGUGGCUAACCCCGCUCUUGGAAAAUAUCCAUAUUUGGAUGUCAAUCGAGCAACAAAGCGUGUUAAUUCGCCACUACUUUAUAUCACAGUUGCCAAGCACAAAGCCCCAAGGCUUGUAUGGCAGUGCAACCAACAAGUUACUUGAACUGAUGAAUGCAAGUUGAAUCUGAAAGCUUUACCAAAACUCUGCAUGCAUCCGCGUGUGUGUGCGCAUGUGCAUACUGUCUAGCAAUGUUUUCCAACCAGAAAAAGCAACUGCCCGUUACGCAUCCAAGAUAAAAACUUUACACUGUACCAGAUGUGGCGUGUGACGCAUGGAGCAAAGCAUCGAGCGGCAAAACACGAAACUUGUCUUUGUGGGACGGCCAGUCGAUUCAGUGCAAUUGCAUUUAUAACUUCCAGCUGUGUCGCGACAACACAUUCAUAAUAACAUUAUCGUGGGUCUGAAAAGCAGCCAAACCUCUAAGCUGACGAGAAGUAAUGCGCUGUAUUGUUUUAUUUUUUAUUUCUCAAAUGAGGGGUAGAAAUGGUGUUUUAAGCCAAAGUUUGUCAACUCCAGCCAUUGUGACAACCCUCUCCUGUGGGCCACCCCUGUGUCGUGGUGGCGACACAGGGGUGGCCUGGUAUACAGGAGGUCGUGGGUUCGAUCCUGACCCUGAUGCCUGCUGUAUAUUUAGAGUUUGUGUGCCUUUCCCCGUGGUCGCAUGGAUUUUUCUCCGAGUCCUCCGGUUUCCCCCCUCCACAUUUAGAAACAAACGUGCGCUUAAGAGUUUUUGGCUGCUAUAAAUUUGCACGCGAUAAGCCACUUCGUUGAGCUGUCAUUUGUCACAAGGUCGCUUCUGAAAAAGAAAUGUAUAGCUCGGUGGGCCUUAUCCGGUAUCAUAAAAAGUUUAGUUUUAUUAAAAAAAAAUCUCGUCCAUAUGCAAAUUAAGCUACAGCAUACUGAUUGUUGGCAGUAGUGGAAACCUGUGCUGUGGGGGCAGCGAGGACUGGAGGAGUCGAGACACCGAUUUAAAGGAAGAUGCAACUCAACACAGAGUCCUUGUGGAUAUCUGUACUUGGGCAGUGGGAGGAUGUCCGAUACGAAUUUGAAGCUUCGUUCAUGAGGACGCAGGCUUCAGGCACUCUUUGUCACAACGCUACAGUGAUUCCAAUGUAAUGACUUUGUAUGAGAACGUGUUGAUAUGCUGGGCGUGCGUCGCGUCGGCGAUAACUUUGGUUGAGAUGUCGUCCACGCUUGCCGUGCCGGUGUGUGAGCCCAGACAAAUUCACAGGCCUCAGCAAGUCACGGCGGGAACAAGCGAUCGAUGUUGGCAGGCUACGCGUGACACCGCUCCCUUUGAAUUCGACCGACUCCAGCCUAACCUCCUCGAUUUGCUCCACUCAGCGGAUUGCAUUCCCCUAAUGCGAGUGAUCACGAGCUCGCUCGAAAGUAGGAGUGAUUUUUAACGUCGCUAGUUUGUAAUUAAUCACUUAGCCAUAUAAAGUUGUGUUACUCAUGAAGGGUCGACUGUACCAUACCCCCGCCAAUUUUCACCACUGGGCCAACUUGCAUAGAGUUUCAGGUUUGAUUCCCACAGUAAUUUGUUUGGAAUUUCCAAAACAGCUAUCAGGUGUUGAAUGGAAUUAGACCCACGUGGUACUGCUUCCAAAAUUAGUCCAAUAAACAAGUAAACGUUUUCCAUGGUGUAUUUUAUGUCCGUUUUCCAGCAUAUGGCACACUUUUGUAAUCCCAUCCAUAGGACAUGAGGUGCCUGCAGGAGGCAGUACAACAUGUAGGUUGAGCGGACGGAGUGAUCUCGCCUCGGAUGUGGGUUUUGUGUAUACCUCCGUUUCCUCGUCCAAGCAAAAUACAGGAAGAAAUUUGCCAAACAUCCCAAGCAGGACCCUCUUGAGAAUCUUGACUUGUGCUUUCGUUGGGUACAUUUUACUGCGGCUUUCCACUUGGUGUGGGCUGGCUGGUACUCGCAUCCGUUACUGGCGCAGACUAGUCAUGUAAAUUUCACAUUCUCAGGGCAGGGGUUGGCCUCCCAAAAGGCUUCUCCUAAAUCCAUUGAGCACAGCAUGAUGGGCCCGAUUGAGCCCCAACCAGGAUUUGAAUUCUUACUUACAAUUGCGAGUCCAAUGCUCUAACCACAGCGCUACCCAGCUGGAUGAAUUAAAUGCUGUGUAUUGCAUGCAUAUCGGCCCAGAAACAAGUGGUGGGGAGCCUACAGGAGCUGAAUGUGUCUUGGCUGAAUGUGGUUGGAAAGUGCUUGGCCAUAAGGAAUUUGUGGGAGUGACCCCAACCCUUCCGUAAGCUCCUUGCCCCAGGGUGCCAAAGUGCUUAAAAUAUCAGCAUACGCUUUUAGUCUUGGAAAGGCGAUUCAAGCACCACAGGCAGAGGAGACUGUCAACAGUUUGGCAACUGAACACGAACAACCAAUGUAUAGGUGCCAAAUAACCUGGGUGUAUUGUAUACAAGGCUUUGUAUUGGCAUUGAAGCUUGACAAUUGUUCAUGUAUGUCCACACUGAAAGGUAGCCCAGUUACUUAUUUCAAUGAAGAUGAAUAGCUUGGGAUGUUCCAGAAAUACGAAUGGAGAGCCCUUUCUGAAUACAGUGUUGACGAAGGCUUCUCCACGCCGUGUACAUCAUGGAAGUCAUAGGUGGGAGGCAAACGACUGGUUCCAGAUACCACUCGCCUCUGACGUUAGCCAUCGCCGACCAUCAAACUCAGGUCUAUGGGUUAAUCAUGCGGUGUGUUAACCAUUGCGUCACUGCCCUACUCAUUGGGAGACCCACAGCGACUGUUACUCCCACUGCUAAUUGGUUGAAAGUGUUGCCCACAUUCGAUAAGCGCAGCCCCAAGUACUGUAGGUUGACAAACUUGCUUGUCUAUAAAAUCCAUCCCAGUGGCGCUGCGGUCAGGCCACUCGACUCGCUUUUGGAAGACCACGAGUUCCGUUGGAGUAAUUCUCCCAGACUCCCAACACUGCAUCGUUUACAAUUCAAAACGCAGUAAAACCAGUCUGCUCAAAUUAAAUUGCUGAUUCAUUAACGUCCAUUUCACCUGGAUGACCUAAUUAGUCGUGUUUAAGGUGACGCAAUCACGUAUUAGGUGGGCCAUGAGGCUAGUCUCCUGCAUCGGAACAUUAACAGGCCAAUGCACAUCUUCAUAAAUGGAAAAUUUAAAGACAAGCCACACAGUGACUGGCCAUGCAACCCAAACUAUGGACAACAUAGUAAACCGCUGUGGUCUGCACUCCUUCGAUGGCAGAAUAGCAAAACUUCUCCCAAAGCCCUCUUCGUGGCUAGCAGACCUCGACAUUGGCAUUUAGCUCCUGAACAUAUUGCCAUACGCAGGAAUACAAUAGCAAUGAAUAAUUAUAGCUCGUACACUCAGCCGGUCCAUCUUUUGUGCUCUUUCUUACUUGGUAAUCAACUUUUUUU
Messenger RNA from Petromyzon marinus (sea lamprey), 5775 nucleotides. It is a transcript of the gene PDP1, whose product is annotated as pyruvate dehydrogenase phosphatase catalytic subunit 1. The record is from RefSeq and is a predicted model, not a curated record. Lineage: Eukaryota; Metazoa; Chordata; Hyperoartia; Petromyzontiformes; Petromyzontidae. Gene Ontology annotation, cellular component: mitochondrion. Gene Ontology annotation, molecular function: cation binding; [pyruvate dehydrogenase (acetyl-transferring)]-phosphatase activity. Gene Ontology annotation, biological process: protein dephosphorylation.